Sciurus carolinensis (gray squirrel) is the source of this 1356-nucleotide messenger RNA. RefSeq names its product colony stimulating factor 3 (gene Csf3). Bases 21 to 641 code for a protein of 206 amino acids. Gene Ontology annotation, molecular function: cytokine activity; growth factor activity. Lineage: Eukaryota; Metazoa; Chordata; Mammalia; Rodentia; Sciuridae. Gene Ontology annotation, biological process: positive regulation of cell population proliferation; immune response; positive regulation of myeloid cell differentiation. The record is from RefSeq and is a predicted model, not a curated record. Gene Ontology annotation, cellular component: extracellular region. The transcript is spliced from 5 exons.
AGCCCAGACCCCACAAAACCAUGGCUGAACCUGCUGCCCGGAGCCCUGUGAAGCUGAUGGCCCUGCAGCUACUGCUGUGGCACAGUGCAUGCUGGACGGGACAAGAGGCUGCGCCCCUAGACCCCGCCAGUACCCUGCCCCUGCCCCAGAGCUUUGUGCUCAAGUGCUCAGAGCAAGUGAGGAAGAUCCAGGCCGAAGGCUCGGUGCUACAGGAGAAACUGUGUGCCACCUACCAGCUGUGCCAUCCUGAGGAACUGGCACUGCUCGGCCACUCUCUGGGCAUUCCUCAGGCUCCCCUAAGCAGCUGCUCCAGCCAGGCCCUGCAGCUGACAGGCUGCCUGAACCAACUCCAGAGUGGCCUCUUCCUCUACCAGGGCCUCUUACAGGCCCUGGCAGGGAUAUCCCCUGAGUUAUCUCCCACCGUGGACAUGCUACAGCUGGAUGUUGCCAACUUUGCCACCACUGUCUGGCAGCAGAUGGAAGACUUGGAGGUGGCCCCUGCCGUGCAGCCCACCCAGGGCACCAUGCCAGCCUUCACCUCUGCCUUCCAGCGCCGGGCAGGAGGUGUCCUGGUUGCUUCCCACCUGCAGAGGUUCCUGGAACUGGUGUACCGUGUUCUGCGCCACCUUGCUGAGCCCUGAGCAGAGCCCUCCCCAUCCAGUGUAUUUAUCUCUAUUUAAUAUUUAUGCUUAUUUAAGCUUAUUUAAGACAGGGAAGAGAGAACAGAGCCCCAGAAUUCUGUGUCCUUCCCUUCAAUUCUGAGCUUCAUUCUCCUGCCUGUAGGAGUGAGGAAAGUCUCCUGUCCUCCUGUACCCUGGAAUGGGAGGUAGAUAGGUAAAUACCAAGUAUUUAUUCCUGAAGCUGCUUCCUAGCCCUGGCUCUGUGGUGGGCACUAAGAAGAGCCACAGACACCCUGAGGUAUCUACCUUGGGGACCUGGGAAGCAUCAUCUCCUAUGUGGGAGACAAGCCAUCCCUGUUUAAUAUUUAAACAGCAGUGGAUCCUGUAUCCCUUGUUCUGGUCAGCCAGGUCCUGCGUCCCCUCACAUCCCCAUCCCCAUAGGCAUUAUUAAAUCCCUGGAGAAACAGAGGCAGAUGGGACUAGAAGUCUUGGCCCUGAAGAGUCUAAUUUUUUUCUGUGAUUUUUGGGGGCAUGUUUUGAUUCCCAGCACAGGGAGCUCAGGCAUCAGUGUCCUCUUUUCUUGCCCCUGCCCAACCAGGGUGGGAUUCCCCUUUAGGGCUGGACUGGGAUUAAGAAUGUGGAAGGGAGAAGACAAGAGGGGUAUGGUGAGGGGAGUGUGGUGUGAAAGGAAGCCCAACUGCUCACCCGCCACCCUGCCCCCACUCUUCAUUGUAAC